Messenger RNA from Ruditapes philippinarum (Manila clam), 1121 nucleotides. RefSeq lists its product as uncharacterized. Lineage: Eukaryota; Metazoa; Mollusca; Bivalvia; Venerida; Veneridae. The transcript is spliced from 2 exons. The record is from RefSeq and is a predicted model, not a curated record. The annotation marks the transcript as partial.
GAUAAAGAGGGAAAGACGAAUAGAGGUGUUAAAUAUUGUAUAGACUGCCAAGAGUUUUUGUGUACUGUAUGCGUGAAUAAACACAACAGUGUUUCUGUUUUCGCUGGACAUUCUUUACUUGAUAGGUCAAAAUUUAGAACAUUAGGCGGAUCAAAAGACGAACACACUGCCUCUUUGCAAACAAAGAGACACAAUUUACAUUCAACGAAGGUAUUGGACGGAGAUCAAAAGAGACGUUCAGACAAGCGCCAAAGGGAUAAGCUAGUAGAACCAAGAACCAAGUUAUAUACAUUUGAACAUAUAGGCACAUACAACAUAUUUCUACCUAAAAAGAAAGAAAUCAGUCAGGUAUGGUCAUUAUGCAUACUUGAUUCUUGUGACAUACUUAUUGCUGACCGUUAUAACAAUAAUUUGAAACUUCUAGAUGGCAAAACAUACCGAAAUAAAGAAAAAGUUGAGCUUUCUGAUACACCUAAUUCUGUUUGUAAAGGUCGGACACAUGAGGCAAUAGUCGCUUUAGAAAAUGAAGGCAUACAAUUCGUAUCUACGAAGAAGAAUCUUGUUCUUACCAAUAUAUUAAGGAUGGAUCAUAUUUGCUUGGGUGUUUGUAUGAUUUCUUCGAAUAUAUAUGUCACUGACGGUAAAAACAGAAAUAUUUUUAAGUAUGACUUGGAAGGAAAGCUAUUAAAGACAAUUUCUGGAGAAACAAUAUUUGGGUGGAACCAAAUUUUUAGUAGCCAGUGACGAUGGAAAAGCUCUGUUUGUAACUGAUAGGGACGAAGGAUUGGUAAAAAUGGAUCUUGAAGGCAAUGUCAUCUGGAAACUACCAGAAAAUGCUUUUGGAGAAGCAUUCAACUUAUGCACAGACGGAUUUGAAAAAUAUUUUCGUUGCUUGUAAUGAUUCUUGUAAUGUAGUUCAAGUAACAUAUGAUGGAGAGUGUCUAGGAAGGGUGGUGAAAGACAAGUUUAGGACUGAUGCCACGGGGAUUUGUUUCGACAGAAAUACAUCGAAACUUGUUGUUGGAGAAAUGGAUGGGAGCAGGAUACAUGUUUAUUCGGUGAGGUAGGAAAAUGACAAUCGUAGAAGAACUUCACAGCUCGUGUUUGGUUAAAUAAUAUAA